AGGAGAAGGAGAAGGAGGAGAAGAAGGAGGAGAAGGAGGAGACCAGUGGAGCUGACCCCGCGAAGGGAAGGCGCAGGCGCCGUCAAAGGAGCAGGGAAGCCUCAGUCGAGAGCCAGCGGGAGCCGCACAGCGAGGAGGAAGCAGAAGCAGCGAGCAGAGUUGCAUCAGCCGAUAGCAAAGUCUCGGAGGAGAGCAAGACCUCCAACGGGCAUGCGAAAGUGAAGAAGCACACGUCCUUCCGACCGGAACCGUUGGAGAUCCCGACCACGACCCAUAGCCAUGAGAUCUCUCCCGCAGACGAGGGCUCUCCGCGCACCAACGGCAACGAGGGAGGAAGAUCAGCGCACGACAAGCAAGACAAGAGGUCGGAGGAGCGGACAUCCGAGCAAGCAAGAGGCAGCACUCAGCACGAGAAGAUCGUACAGAUCGUUGUGGAAGGUACUGACGAGCUGAAACCCAUGAUCUACCUUAAGCACCCGGUCGUGCGCAUUUCACUCCUUGACGCCAACGAUGGCAACCCAGUGAAGAAAUCUCGGAGCGACAGGAAUGCAGAGUCAGAGCAGCAGCACAUGACGGCGAAGGGCUUCGAUCGCGUGCUCCCCAUCCUCACUCAGCCGUUCGACUUGUCUCAGUGCCUGGUAGAGGGGAAGACGCUCAAGUGCGAGUGGCAGGAGCCGAUCGUCUUCAACGAGAACAUCGAGUACUUCCUGGGGGAAAACCAUGUCAUCAUGUUCGAACUGAUGGACUUCCCCAUCUCAAAGGAUAGCUUCUGGCAGCAUAUCGCCUGGUCGUUCAUCCGGCCGAAUCAGGGGAGCAACGGCUGUAUCAAGCUUGAGAGGACUCUGAGACUUCAGCUGUACAAGUACAGGAAGUGCAAUUGGGUACCGUACAAGAGCACGUUGUACGUGAGCAUUUCGGGGAUCCCCCUCCCUGAGAGCUCCUAUGUCCAGCUGCGGCCCACCAUGCCGUGGGAAAAGGAGAAGGGGGAGGACAACUUCGACUUCAAGGAGGAGAGCGAGAACGUCGGGAAGGAGUCGAAGAGGACCUCCAUGUAUGAUCAGAGCAUGGAGAGAGCACGGCUCGGGUCCCGAUGGAUCGGUGCGAGUGGCAUGUGGUGCCGGGUACCCAACAGUGUGAUGCACAAGUUUGACUCCGACUACCGAGGAGGAUACGCCCUCUCCUUCUCGGGCCUUGGGACAUACCUGGCGUGUGCGGUAGGGGGGCGGCAGUACUACAACAUCCGCAUCUUCAACGUUGCCAACGGGAUCCUGACAAAGACUUUGAAAGGGCACCAUGAGAUAGUCUACGACAUCGUCUGGAGUGAACAUGAUCCCCUGAUCCUGACGGCAUCCGCAGACACCACUGCCAAGGUCUGGAGCUUCGAGUCGGAGUCGGUGAUCGCUACCUGUCACCACCCCUCCUACGUCUACUGCGCCAGGUUCUGUCCGGGGCCCGACGGGAGCAAGGGAGGGACUGAGAAGGAAAAGUCUAUCCAGUCAACUUCGUACGUAGUCACGGGCUGUUUCGACAAGAACAUCCGCCUGUGGGACGUGAGACGGGAGUCCCUUGACGCCGACGGGUCAGCUCAGGUUCUGCAGAUCAUCGCCGGCCACUCCUCCCACGUGAACGCCCUGCACGUGCAUCCUGUCAAGUCGCAGAUGGUGAGUGGGGACGCGACGGGGCGGCUGGUCGUCUGGUCGCUGGUGAACCACUCCUUCGACGUGGUACGAGACAUCACGGAGCCAGAGAUGUCGUCGGCUGUCAACUGCAUCAGGAUGGACAGCGCAGGAAAGAAAAUAUUCGUGCUUGCUCGUGACAACUCCCUGCGCCUUAUCGAUACGGACCGGUGGGCUAUCACCCAGCGGUUUGCGGGGGUCACCUGCUCCACCCAGUCGAUCAAGUUUGACCUGAGCCCCGACGGCAAAUACCUCAUGUCCGGGUCGGAAGAUGGUCAGAUCAUGGUGUGGAAUGUUGAUACAGGAGAGCAGGACACUUCCCUCGCGUCUCACAAUAUGCACCGAGUGCAAGGAGUCUGCACGGACGUGGCAUGGAACCCAACAGACAGGAUAAUUGCAGCGUGUUGCUUCAGCCGCAGGCACCCCAUCCUCGUCUACAGGUACGAGAAGGAGGCAGACGCGCACGCGAGCGAGGAGAUGCCCGACGACGAGCUGCGGGAGGUGCUGGAGGGGAAGUUCAACGGGCUUGCGGAGGCGUUUGCGAAGCUGGAUCAGAGUGGGGAUGGGAAACUUCAGUUCGAAGAAUUUCGAGAUGGAGUCAGACAGAUGGAGCUUGAUCUCACAGAGGCUCAGAUUCUCCGCAUCUUCAAGACGGCAGCCGGGUCGGAUGAUGAAAUCAGUGUGGACGAGUUUGUUCGCCGCUACGCUCCUGCUGGGACCCUGGAAGCGAUCAAGACAGCCAAUGCAGUAAAGAGAGCAAAACAGAAACGAGCUACAAUGGGAGGCGUACAGAGCACACCCAAGACAGCAGCGCUCCUGAGCCUCUUUGACGACUGAGCAUGUAACAACACAAGUGAAAUUCGCAUGUCAAGUAACGAAUAAUAAUCAAUGCAUAUCUG
Molecule: messenger RNA, 2575 nt
Organism: Guillardia theta CCMP2712
Lineage: Eukaryota; Cryptophyceae; Pyrenomonadales; Geminigeraceae
Exons: 10
Coding region: 459-2513 (684 amino acids)
Biological process (GO): motile cilium assembly
Cellular component (GO): ciliary basal body
Molecular function (GO): protein binding; calcium ion binding
Source: RefSeq, a predicted model, not a curated record